Dioscorea cayenensis subsp. rotundata (Guinea yam) is the source of this 982-nucleotide messenger RNA. Its product is annotated as GDSL esterase/lipase At5g62930-like. Gene Ontology annotation, molecular function: hydrolase activity, acting on ester bonds. The transcript is spliced from 6 exons. The record is from RefSeq and is a predicted model, not a curated record. Lineage: Eukaryota; Viridiplantae; Streptophyta; Magnoliopsida; Dioscoreales; Dioscoreaceae. Bases 71 to 793 code for a protein of 240 amino acids.
UGAUUAACAAAGGUUGCGUCUUUUUUGCAUCGAUCUGUAUCUCUGUUCGUUUGUUGUCGCCGGGGAGACGAUGAGCAGGCCAAGGUUCCUUCUUUUUGGAGAUUCAAUCACGGAGCAAGGCUUUAGGAACGGCGGAUGGGCUGCCGCACUCGCCGAAACCUAUUCCCGCAAGGCUGAUGUGCUUGUGAGAGGUUAUGGUGGGUAUAACACUCGCUGGGCCUUGUUCUUGCUGGAUGAGCUCUUUCCUCCGAAUUCUUCGAUGCAAAUUACUGCUGCAACAAUUUUCUUUGGUGCUAAUGAUGCAGCCCUCUCGGGAAGGACAAGUGAGCGACAAUAUGUUCCUAUUGAAGAGUUCAGGAGUAACCUGGAAAAAAUAGUUCAUCAGAUGAAGGUUUCUUUUCCCGGCGUAUUGAUUGUCUUGAUCACUCCACCUCCUAUUGAUGAGGAUGGCCGAUUAGAAUUUGCACGAUCUCAAAACAAACCGAUAGAGCUUCCUGAAAGAACAAAUGAAAACACAGGGAUCUACGCAAAAGAGGUUAUUUAUUUGGCUAAAGAACUACACCUCCCAUACAUUGAUUUGUGGUCUAAAAUGCAAGAAACUGAAGGUUGGCAGAAGAAGUUCCUCAGAGAUGGUUUGCACCCGACCCAGGAAGGCAAUGCUGUCCUUCAUGAAGAAGUUGUGCGAGUUUUCUCUGAGGCAAAUCUUCGUGCCGAUGAAAUGCCACUUGAUUUUCCUCAUCACUCUAAAAUUGAUGGAAAUGCACCUGAGAAAGCUUUCCACAUUGUAAUCUAGAACCACCAUUCUAUUCCAUUGUGUCUAUUUAACUGUGUCUUCAUCAUUGUUUCACUGAAAACUGUUGUUGUUGUUGUUGUUGUUGUUGUUGUUUUUUGUGUGGAAGAAAUAAGAACCACACUUCUGGCUGGGAUGUGUUUGUAUUAUGUGAUUCUUAAGGGGUAUAAAUGCAAAACAAUUUUAUAUAAA